Messenger RNA from Exophiala oligosperma, 756 nucleotides. RefSeq lists its product as uncharacterized. The coding region runs from base 1 to 756 and encodes 251 amino acids. The transcript is spliced from 2 exons. The record is from RefSeq and is a predicted model, not a curated record. Lineage: Eukaryota; Fungi; Ascomycota; Eurotiomycetes; Chaetothyriales; Herpotrichiellaceae.
AUGGCAAAGGUCACGGAUUCCAGAACAUUACAGACUGUCCAGAAAGGCAAAGACUGCAGCUACGACGAUGGGAGUACCCUUACGUUGUCCACACGACCGAAUAUACGCAGCCGACUUGUAGAGGUUCUACACCAGCGGUCCAAACACGAGACACACGCCAGUCUCGUUGGUCAACUGCCCGUCGUUAGACAUGACCUGGAUCGACAAGAGCACCAGCGGUCACCGACAGAGAGACCACGACCCAAAGGUCAGUUGGAAAGCUUUCACGUCGAAUACAUCGAGCGUUCCAAAUACGACCUGGAUUGCCAGGAAGUGCUGUAUGAAAUCAAAUGGCUGGGUUAUCGAGAUGCCGAAAACACCUGGGAACCGAGAGAAAACCUCCUCCCUGACUGCUUGAUUAACAUGCUUGUUCAUCAUUACCUCGUCGGAUCGACGCCGCUUUCAUUCCACAAGCCUAAUCGACACACAAGUCGACCGGCUUCGGCAAAGUCGGUUAACAAGUCCAGCAGCUCGGCGGAGAGAAUUAUCAAUCAUGAUAACUUCUCCCUCCACGUCGAUUGCAUGAACCAGGUUCUUCAAACGGACUGGGAGCAAGAGGUGGUGGAAGUGGAGGAUUUACACAUCUCAAGUUCUGGGGAACCGGCAGCUGUCGCGAAGCUCAGCGACGGGCAGAGACAUGUCUUGACCACCGAAUGGCUGGCGCUUCACUGUCCACUGAAAAUGUUGAGGUUUUACGAGACGAAUGGGACUUUUUAA